Macrosiphum euphorbiae (potato aphid) is the source of this 489-nucleotide messenger RNA. The record is from the annotation of a GenBank genome assembly. NCBI's taxonomy places the organism in Eukaryota, Metazoa, Arthropoda, Insecta, Hemiptera, Aphididae.
AUGGCAGCAGUAUCCGGGCGUUUGAACAAAUUGGAGCAAAAAUCGUUGAAGUGCCAUAUGGAAAUUGUAGGUGUACCCGAGAUUGAUAACGAAAUUUGUAUGAAUACUAUAAAAAAAAUUGUAACUAAGUUGGGUUCUGAUGUUACAACCAAAAAGGUGUUCAGGCUACCUUCUAAAUUUACUGAUAAACCUAGAAAAUUAUCCGUAUGCUUUAAUUCGGUGAAUGAAAAAAAUAACUUUAUGGAAAUAGCGAAAAAACAGAAACUAUCAGUGAAAGAUGUGGACUCGACAUGGAUUGGCGCGGCAAUAUACUUUAACGAUCAAAUGACUUAUACGUUUAGAAAUUUAUUUUUCAAAACAAAAACGGCAGCGAAACAGGUUGGUUACAAAUAUAUUUGGUUUAAGAACAAUACAAUUUUUUGCAAAAAAGAUGACAAUUCAAAAUUAAUUAUUAUUGAUAAUGAAACCUCAAUUACUAAAAUUGUAUAA